GCCGCCACCUGCACAACGCCGCCAGUCGUUUCCCGCGCAGGGCGCAGCGUGUACGCAAAUCGCGUUCUCCAUAUCACGAGCGACGCAGCCGGACGCGAUUUCCGCUCGCGACGUUUUCCCGCGAUUUUUUAUCCUCCACGACUUCUCCGGCCCACUCGCAGCCCCGACAGCGAUAUCCCGCGAGCGCCUCUCCAUCCGCACGCACACAUCGGUCCGCCGCCACCGCGAUCCCGAACUCGCGUCACCCACCCGCCGCCGCGGUACAGGGUGAAAACCCCUGUGGACGGUGUUCGCGCCACCCGUCGCGAACACGCGAGACCGUAACCAACACCGGCGCGCGCGCACACCGCGUACCAUUCGUCGUGUUCGCGCCGCCGCCGUCAUGAACCUGUACCGUCGUCACGCGGCCCUACCGAACAGACGGAACGCGUCGUAGACACGCUGCCGCCACCGCCGCGGACGCACACACAGGCAUCAGUAGUACUUUAGCACCAACAUACCGGUAUUCAGUAGAUAAAGUAGCGCAGGGACACGGCCCGGGCUCGCAAGUAACAUUUCGACCGGUGGAAAGGCAACGCAAACGGCCCCAAAACGGAGCAGAUACGGAAAAUCAUGGGCUGCGUUCAGUCGCUGUUCAACCCGACAAAGUCACGAUCGCCGUCUCCGGAGAAGGAAUUCGUGCCACCCACAUUCGAGACGGUCGUGGUGACGAAGCAACCGAAGAAAUCGAAAUCCGCAAACGAUGACGAUGAUGCAGCCGAGGUGAACAGCAGAUGCGAUGAUUUUGAGAGACACGCUUUAGAAGACGGUGGUGACAACCAUUCGCUGCACUACGUGGAGGCCACGGCCGUGCGAACACUGGCGGCUAACACGGGCUCGGUAGCCAUACUAGGCACGACGGCCAAGUGCAAAUCGGUAGAUGGGUCGCCGGCCGGCCACCAGCCGCUAGCCGAGAGACAGCGUACUUGGUCACCAUCGGCCACAUCCACACCAGUCGCCUGUUCCAAAUCGCAGCCCCAGCUGGAGGUGCGCUACGUGGAGGCGACCGCGGUGAGGACGCUGGCCGCGGAUACUGGGUCCAUAGCGAUCCUGGGCACCACGGCCGACCCGAAGCCACAACCGCAAAAACCGCCGCCGACAGCCGAAAAGGACGCAGACGAAGGUUCGGUGCACUACGUGCAGGCUACUGCGGUGCGGCAUUUGGCCGCGGAGACGGGUUCCAUAGCCAUCUUGGCGUCCACUGUCGCGGUCGCAGCCGCCGGACAACAGGUGCCUAGCACCGGCGCAGAUUCCAACUUCAUACCGGUGGGUGUGCGCGAGAUGUUGGAUUCGGAACCGGGUUAUUUGCAGCAGCAGCAGCAGCCGGAAGAACAGCAGCAGCAACACGGCGACCGACAGGAAGAAGAUCGUGGUGAACGGUACGGAGAACAGCGAGAGGAACCGGGACAAGGCGAACUGGAACAGCAGCCGCUGAUACCGCUUCCCGUUAUACUGGCGAUGGAAAUGAAAACCAAUGCAGGACCCAAACAAAUGUUCGGAGCCGCGCAGUUGUCUUCGGUCGAGAAACCUCAGUACACGCCGAAGUGGAUGACCGUGGACGGCGGUGGUGACGUGGGCACCGAUUCGGUGUCGUCCAGAGGAUCGCUGAUCAGGCAAGCGAACAACACUAGUGAUCAAAUCGACAACGAGGACACCUCUCCAUCCGACGGAUGGAUGCCAAAAAUCCCGGUGUUCGCUAAAUGUCCGCCCGCCAAAUCCAAAAGCCUACCUUCUAGAGAUCCGACAGUAGCCGAUGCAUCAACGACCGUAGAAGACAAGGGUGAAAAACAACAUGGUGUUAUUCGUGGUUCUUCUUUGCCAUAUAAUGGCAUCAAAGUAGAACAGUUGGCGGUGAACACAGUGAAACGCAAAGAUAAAGAAGAAUUGAUUGACAUUAAAUUUGAUAAUCAUGAGAUCGAAUCGAACCCAAUGAAGUAUGAUGCAGCCGAGGCCAAUUUCGUCGAAUGGAACACAAACGAACACUUUGAGAUGGAAACGGACACAAUUGAUCCAGACGCAUACGAAUUAUAUGAUUGUAAUUCAAACAAAUAUAAUCCAACUGUGGUCGAACCAAACGAGGCUAAUGUAAGUGCGGUGGAAUCAAACACAGAUAAGCCAACUACUACGGUUGAACAAAACGAAACCGAGGCGAGCGCAGUCGAAUCGAACAACGUUAAGUCAAUCGCGGUCGAACAAGACGACGUUAAGCCGGGCGCUGUUGAGCAGGACAAGAUCGAACCAAACGGCGUUGUUGGAGCGCAAGCGGUCGGGUCGAACGCGAUCGAAUCGGACGUGAGCGCAUCGAAAAACAUGGUCGAGGCGGGCGCGACAAAGGAAUCGGAGAAACUCGUAAACGAUGAGAAGUCCGUGAGCGGCGAGAGCCCGGGGAACGACAACGCGGACGCCGAGUACCGUCUGACGAUGAUACAGAGCGUGCGGGAGGCCGUGAACCGGAUAUGCGAGCAGGCCGUGGAGAGGACGGCGGCCAUCGUGAACAGCGGACGCGGCCACGCGCGCGGCUUUAACGCUGGCGCGGCGGCGUCAACCGUGCGGGCCAAAAGAGACGCGGCUGACGAUUCGGAGGCGGCCGAUUACGCGAGCAGCGACUUCUCGCUGCCGCCGCCGCCGCCGCCGCCGCCGCAUCAGUCGACGGAUUCGGUGUUACAGACUUCAACAGGCCAAGAAUCAUCAUGGCCACCACCGCCUCCUCUCUCAGAAGCUGAUGAGGAAAGAACAAUUGCGCCUGGAUUUUCAUUUGACUUACCAGACCCCCCGACAGAAAUGGAUCAAAUGGAUUCAGAGACAGAUAAACUAGAUAUAUCCGACGAAGAAAUGAGAGCAACUGGUUUGCCGUCGGAUGAUGACGAUAUAACAGAUACUGGUGAAGCGGAAGCAGACGAGGACGCGGACAUCGUGGACAUGAAAUCAACGAGCGCCGCAAACGGGACGGUGGCGGACACCGCAAAGGCGGGCAACGACGACGGAGCCGCGGACCGCGCGGCGGACGGUGGGGCGGGCGACCGGGCGGCCACCACCAUACAGGCUGUGUACCGCGGGUUUCGUGCCCGCAAGUACGUGGAGACGGUGAACGCGGCGGCCGUCAAGAUCCAAGCCGGUUUCCGCGGGUACCGGGUGAGGCAGUCGCUGAAGAACGCGGCGCCGUCGACGACUACCACGACCACGGACGACAGUCAGUGCUGGUCGGACGACGACCAGAAGUCCGUGGUGUCGGUCACAUACGCGCCGCUCAAGGAGUCGGCCGCGGACGGACAACCAGUGCAGCAGGAACGCGAGCCGGGCGGCGACGACGACGACGAUGACGACGACGACGAUCCGCAGCUGCUUCAGUCGGGCGACGACGAGGUGUUCGAGAACGACGGCGGGGACGGAGACGGCAGUGGCCGGAUGGAAACGAACGCGACAUCGACAGAAGCGGAAGCCGUAGGGGUGACGUCCACUUCGGUGGUGCCGGUGGUGCAGGACGGUGGCGGCGACGUUGGCGGCGGUGGUGACGAUGACGACGUGGAAGCUCUGACGAAAGCUGCGAUCAAAAUACAGGCCAGGAUGCGUGGUUUUGCCACCAGGAAACGGUUGAACGACGAGAAGAACGGCGCGGAGGCCGUUGGCGGCGGCGGUGACGGCAGUAGUGGUAGUACCGUGGAAAAACAAUAAUCUUUACCGUUAUUGUGAAUCGCAAACGCAUUAUUAUUUCUAUUAUUAAUAUUAUUAUCAUUAUCGUCAUUACCGUUAUUAUUAUCAAAACGCUGUUAUAUACUUUCCGACGGAUUUAUCGCGAUCGUCGCCCAAUUUUCAUUUACCCAACCCUUUCUCGCCCCAUUGACAAAACUGUCAUCCUGUACAAUCGCUACCUCGUUCACCACCGCGUAACGUAAUGCGCACGAGUGCCGAACGAUUAUUGUCAACCGUUGUACAAUAGUGUGUAGAAAUCUCAUGUACGAUUUAAUAAUUUAUGUAAAUAGGUGACAGACACGAUGAUAUUAAUGUAAUAUUAUACGCGUACGAAUUAUUAUUGUCUAUAUAAUAUAUACUCUGUAUACAGUAACUUUGCAUUCACUCGCGGCCCGUCGCAAACAACGGUCUGCGACGGUAUCACACGUAGAUACAACAACAACAACAACAACAACUAUAAUAACAAUAAUGAACUGUAAUGUUUUUCGACGUUUCUCGGACAGUCUAGCCUAUAGAGUUAUGCGCAAUUUUUAUCGGUGUUCAAAACUGCCAAGAACAACGGUACUCACGAAUCGAAAUCAUUUCCGUAUUGCGAACCGAACCGUACGCGCAUUUAAUUACAAUGGAAAUACUGCUCACAAGUUUACAACAAACACUACUACAUACAUGUAUAGUUCUGUAUACCUAUGUUAAUUUAUUAACCCAACAAUGGGAAUACCUUUUAAAACACCAACUAAUGUCUGUCACCUGUAAUUUAAUUUUAAGAAUAUUUCCAUAUUUAAAUGUAUUACUCGUUAAGUUAAUAAUAAAUGUAACGUGUACACGUUGGCUGCGCAACAAAUUGAGGAAUUAAGUAAUAAAUCUUGAUUCGUAAUCACAAUAUGCUCAUUCUAUGCUAAUGAGUAUACUAUAAAUUAAUAUUAAAAAUAUUGGACGAUUCAGUGAAGAUAAAACAUUUUAUCUA
This is a messenger RNA of Sipha flava (yellow sugarcane aphid), 4693 nucleotides long. RefSeq lists its product as uncharacterized. Gene Ontology annotation, cellular component: spindle pole. The coding region runs from base 613 to 3711 and encodes 1032 amino acids. Gene Ontology annotation, molecular function: calmodulin binding. The record is from RefSeq and is a predicted model, not a curated record. Gene Ontology annotation, biological process: mitotic cell cycle; establishment of meiotic spindle localization; spindle organization. The transcript is spliced from 5 exons. Lineage: Eukaryota; Metazoa; Arthropoda; Insecta; Hemiptera; Aphididae.